This is a messenger RNA of Arabidopsis thaliana (thale cress), 2879 nucleotides long. RefSeq names its product armadillo repeat only 2 (gene ARO2). Bases 552 to 2507 code for a protein of 651 amino acids. The record is from RefSeq and is marked reviewed. Gene Ontology annotation, biological process: cell surface receptor signaling pathway. The transcript has a single exon. Lineage: Eukaryota; Viridiplantae; Streptophyta; Magnoliopsida; Brassicales; Brassicaceae.
CAAGUGACAGUGGUCUAUAAAUGUGUGCAUUUUCGCAGGUUCGGUGAAUGUAAAUGGGUGAGUCUCUGAAUUUGACUAGUCACGUUUAAAGAUACUAAUAAUAUUAGAUUAUGAUAACUUGGUUUAAAAUUAGAAAGGUUGAUGAAAAGACACUAAAUCCGGGAUAUGUUUAUCAAAAUGCAUAUGGUAUGUCUUCUUCUUUGGCUUUUUCUUUAUUUCCGAAGAUUGGAAAAGUCAGUAAACAAGGAGGGGCAUAAUAGUAGUUUAUUACAGUAAUCAGCGGCAGUAACACAACAGCCGCGUUUGACAUUUUCUGAAGGAAUCAUUCGUCCGUCGUCGACCCAUCUUCUUCUCUCCAAUGGAGUCUCCUCUUCUUCUUCUUCUUUUCUCUUUCUUAUUAUUUCCGAUCCAGUCAAUUUCUCGGCUUCCGUAAAACCCAGUUGACAAGAAAAAUAAAAAAGCUUUAUCCUUUUUACCCUAAUUCCUCAAAGUUUAGUCCUUUCUCUUUCGGGUUUCUGAAUCUCGAUUCGCCAUUUGAUCUGAUAUCGACGAUGGCAGACAUCGUCAAGCAAAUCCUAGCGAAGCCGAUUCAACUGUCUGACCAGGUGGUCAAAGCCGCCGAUGAGGCUAGUUCCUUCAAGCAAGAGUGCGGCGAACUCAAGGCUAAGACCGAGAAGCUCGCCGGUCUUCUCCGUCAGGCUGCCCGCGCCAGCAACGACCUUUACGAGCGACCCACUCGCCGUAUCAUCGACGACACGGAGCAGAUGCUUGAGAAGGCUCUCUCCCUUGUCUUAAAGUGCCGAGCCAAUGGCCUCAUGAAGCGAGUUUUCACCAUCAUCCCCGCCGCCGCGUUCCGGAAGAUGUCUGGUCAGUUGGAGAACUCUAUCGGAGACGUUUCCUGGCUCCUCCGUGUCUCCGCUCCGGCGGAAGACCGUGGUGACGCUGGCUACCUUGGUCUUCCACCAAUCGCCGCCAACGAACCCAUCCUUUGCCUGAUCUGGGAGCAGAUUGCCAUUCUCUACACCGGAUCGCUUGAAGACCGCUCUGAUGCCGCCGCCUCGCUGGUAUCUCUGGCCCGUGACAACGAUCGCUACACGAAGCUUAUCAUAGAGGAAGGAGGUGUGGUGCCUCUCCUUAAACUGCUCAAGGAAGGGAAGCCCGAGGGGCAAGAGAACGCAGCGCGUGCGUUAGGGUUACUGGGACGUGAUCCUGAGAGCGUGGAGCACAUGAUUCACGGCGGCGCUUGUUCCGUCUUCGGCAAAGUCCUCAAAGAAGGGCCUAUGAAAGUCCAGGCGGUGGUUGCGUGGGCUACGUCGGAGCUUGUGUCCAAUCACCCCAAGUGCCAAGACGUCUUCGCUCAGCACAACGCCAUUCGGCUACUCGUUGGCCACUUGGCCUUCGAAACCGUGCAAGAGCACAGCAAAUACGCCAUUGCCACCAACAACAAAGCUACUUCCAUUCACCACGCCGUCGCUCUCGCCAAGGAAAAUCCUAAUUCCACCUCCGCCACCGCCUUGCCCAAGGGUCUUGAUGAGGAUCAGAGCUCUAUUCCUCAUCCUACAGGGAAGCAAAUGCCCAAUCAGAUGCACAAUGUGGUCGUCAACACCAUGGCGGUUAGGGCAAACCCUCCGAGGAAGUCGACUAGCAACGGUGUGAGCCAGAGUAAUGGUGUGAAGCAACCUAGCAGUGUACAGCAGCACCAGAAUUCGACUUCGAGCGCAUCCAAGACUCGAGAGCUGGAAGACUCAGCCACCAAGUGUCAGAUUAAGGCGAUGGCCGCGAGAGCGCUGUGGAAGCUGGCGAAAGGCAAUUCCACCAUCUGCAAAAGCAUCACAGAGUCCAGAGCUCUUCUCUGCUUCGCUGUUCUGAUUGAGAAGGGCGACGAGGAGGUCAGAUACAACUCAGCUAUGGCGUUGAUGGAGAUCACCGCCGUUGCAGAGCAGGACGCUGACCUGAGACGUUCCGCGUUCAAGCCCAAUUCCCCGGCCUGCAAGGCUGUGGUUGAUCAAGUGCUUAGAAUCAUUGAGAUAGCGGAUUCUGAGCUACUCAUCCCCUGCAUCAGAACCAUUGGGAACCUUGCUAGAACGUUCAGAGCAACCGAGACACGGAUGAUCGGGCCUCUGGUGAAGCUUCUGGACGAACGAGAGCCCGAAGUGACAGGGGAAGCUGCGGCUGCCCUCACGAAGUUCGCCUGCACGGCGAAUUACUUGCACAAAGAUCACUCGAGGGGCAUUAUAGAAGCUGGAGGGGGCAAACAUCUGGUUCAGUUGGCCUACUUUGGAGAGGGUGGCGUACAGAUUCCGGCAUUAGAGCUCCUCUGUUACAUAGCACUCAAUGUCCCAGACAGCGAACAGCUGGCCAAGGACGAGGUUCUGGCAGUGUUGGAAUGGGCUUCGAAGCAGUCAUGGGUAACGCAGCUGGAGAGCUUAGAAGCUUUGUUGCAGGAGGCAAAGAGAGGACUGGACCUUUACCAGCAAAGAGGAUCAAGGGGUUACAAUUUCAAUUGAUUCAUUAUUUCGAUUUUGAUUUCGUGACCAGCGAACGCAGAAUACCUUGUUGUGUAAUACUUUACCCGUGUAAAUCAAAAACAAAAAGGCUUUUGAGCUUUUUGUAGUUGAAUUUCUCUGGCUGAUCUUUUCUGUACAGAUUCAUAUAUCUGCAGAGACGAUAUCAUUGAUUAUUUGAGCUUCUUUUGAACUAUUUCGUGUAAUUUGGGAUGAGAGCUCUAUGUAUGUGUGUAAACUUUGAAGACAACAAGAAAGGUAACAAGUGAGGGAGGGAUGACUCCAUGUCAAAAUAGAUGUCAUAAGAGGCCCAUCAAUAAGUGCUUGAGCCCAUUAGCUAGCCCAGUAACUACCAGAUUGUGAGAUGGAUGUGUG